UCACGUCACUAGUUCGUAUGUAACCGCGCCUUGUUUGCGUGCUAAUUUUUCUAAAUAUUGAAAAAAUCUACUUUAAAAUAUAAUGAUUAUUCUAGCGUUAUAACAUUUUUGGGGAAUCCGGCUUAAUAUCCUACGAAAAUGGAUGAAAAAGAAGAGUUGCAUCUAACCUCUCAGGAGUUGCAAGUUUUGUCGGAACUUGACAGUCGGCAGUUUGGUUUUCUUAAGUUACGUGGCACUGAACAUGGCAGGACCCGAGCUCUUGUACUCAAGGCUGUCAAGUAUCUUGAAGGGAUGCUUGUACAAGUCAAGGAGGAAGAAAGAGCAUGUUCACCCGGAGCCAGAAGAGAUAUUUGUAUUGACCCGAAAACUUAUUGCAAACUUGGCCAUUUUCAUCUUCUGCUAGAGGACUAUGCUAAAGCAAUGUCAGCUUAUCAAAAGUUCUAUGCUCUGGAGCCUGACAACUGGAAGGACCCUCUGUUCCUGUACGGAUUGGGGCUAUGCUAUUACCACUACAAUGCCUUUGAGUGGGCUACAAAGGCGUUGCAAAUGGCACUGUACGUGUCGCCGGGGUUCACCCGCGCGGCGGACGCGCACCUGCGGCUGGCGCUGAUGUUCAAGGCGCGCCGUCACUGGACCAUCGCCGCCGUCCACUUCAGGCGCGCCCGCCUCGCACCACACCAAGACGCCACCUUCACCCGGCUCGAGCUCAGCUUCCACGCCGCGCACCUACUUGAAGCGAGAGGUCUGAGAAAAGCAGCUAGAGAUGCAUACGAAAGGCUACUAAAGGAACCUCAGUUGUCCUCCACCUUAAAAGCCGAUGUUUGCAGACAGCUGGGAUGGCUAUACCACCGCUGUGUGUCACUGGGUGAGCCGGCAGCUCGCGCGCGGGCUGCUAUCUGGUGCUUGCAGCGAGCUGUGGCGGCUGAGCCAGAGUCAGGGGCGGGACUCUAUCUACUCGGACGGUGCUUCGCAGCGCAAGGAAAAGUACAUGAUGCUUUCAUUGCAUACAGGAAUUCUGUGGAAAAGUCCGAAGGAAAUGCUGACACUUGGUGUUCCAUAGGCGUUUUGUAUCAGCAACAGAACCAGCCCAUGGACGCUUUACAGGCAUACAUCUGCGCGGUACAACUAGAUAAGGGUCACUCUGCGGCGUGGACUAAUUUGGGCAGUUUAUAUGAAAGCUGUCAAAUGCCCAGAGACGCGUUCGCGUGUUAUACAAACGGUGGUGCAGCUGCAACUGCAUCGCAUUCCGCUUUACGACAAAGGCUCGCUUUCCUGAGAGCACAUUUGGCUCAUGCUCCAAUGCCUUCUGUUACGGGAAAGCGACGCCAGCUGCCAUCAAUCGAGGAAGCUUGGAACCUGCCUAUAUCCGCGGAAAUGUCUUCUCGCGCGCCUAAGUCAGCACCCCCGCCAUACCCAGGGAAGAGACCCGAGGAGCCCCCGCCACUCACACAACACCAGUUGCAGACUCUACAGUACUUACAGAAGAACUCCAACAAUUUGUCACCUCAGCAACAAGCUUUGAUGCAGCAGUUACUGACGCAGUAUCGACAAGCGCAGGCGGCGCGAGCGCGUGCGGUGACGAAAAGCGAAGGUAGCGCCACCGGCGGCGACAACGCUGAGUCGCUCGCCGAAGAUCUGUUGAAGAGGUUCUCAGAUACUCAACCCGAAGUUAAGAAGGAGCCUAUCUGUGCAGAUAGCUCCAGUAAUGCAGGCAGUAGUGGUGAAACUAUGCUCGGUGGGCGACAGCCUGUCGUGAAACUGGAGCCCCUUAAGACGGAUCCACUGAAGCCGGUCUCCUUCCACAUCGGCAUGAGUUCGAAGCAGAUUUUAGAAUCUUGCAAGGAGAACGCUGGCCCUCCUACGGCGUGGUCAGUACUAGGCGACGGGUGCGGGCCGCCGGAGCCCCCUCCGGUACCACCACCGCGCCUGUCUCCUGAACAGUUGGCGCCACCGGCGCCUUUCGUUUACGUGGAGUCCAAGCGAGAUGCAUUCUCGCCACAACUGCAAGACUUCUGUCUAAAGCACCCUAUCGCUGUAGUGCGAGGUCUCACCGCGGCGCUAAAGCUUGACCUCGGGCUGUUCUCCACCAAGACUCUAGUGGAGGCGUGGCCCGACCAUGCCGUGGAAGUGCGCACGCAACUCAUGCAGUCGGCCGACGAGAACUGGGACCCCACCGGCCGCCGCCGCGUCUGGGCCUGCGCCUCGCACCGCUCGCACACCACCGUGCGCAAGUACGCGCAGUACCAGGCCGGCUCCUUCCAGGAGUCUCUGCGCGAGGAGCGCGAGCGAGGCGGCGCCAACACCGCGCCCGGCGGCGGCGCGCUGUCCGACUCCGACGGCCGCGAGUCCGGCUCGGGGCCGGUCAAACGUCGCCGAGCUGCACGAAUGCUGCGCUUUGGGACCAACGUAGAUCUUUCAGACGAGCGAAAGUGGCGUCCUCAACUCACCGAGCUACAGAAGUUACCAGCGUUCGCACGUGUCGCGUCAGCUGCCAAUAUGCUAUCACACGUAGGGCACGUUAUUUUGGGCAUGAAUACGGUCCAGUUGUACAUGAAAGUACCGGGCAGUCGCACGCCCGGUCAUCAAGAGAAUAACAACUUCUGUUCGAUCAACAUUAACAUCGGACCCGGCGAUUGCGAAUGGUUCGGUGUGCCCGACGCGUAUUGGGGUGGAGUGCGCGACUUGUGCGAGAGGCAUGGCUUGUCGUACUUACACGGGUCAUGGUGGCCCGACCCCGAGGAGCUACGUGCGCACGGAGUGCCCGUGUAUCGCUUCACGCAGCGACCGGGAGACUUGGUGUGGGUCAACGCGGGCUGCGUGCACUGGGUGCAGGCCACCGGCUGGUGCAACAACAUCGCGUGGAACGUCGGCCCGCUCACUGCGCGCCAGUACUCACUGGCGCUGGAGCGGUACGAGUGGAACAAGGUGCAGAACUUCAAGUCCAUCGUGCCCAUGGUGCACCUGACAUGGAACCUGGCGCGCAACAUCCGCGUGUCGGAUCCGCGCCUGCACCGCGCCAUGCGGACGUGUCUGCUGCAGACACUGCGCGCCGCGGCCGGCACGCUGGCGGCCGUGCGCGCGCGCAACGUGCCGGUGCGGUUCCACGGGCGCGCGCGCGGCGAGGCCAGCCACUACUGCGGCGCGUGCGAGCGCGAGGUGUGGCACGCGCUGCUGGUGCGCGAGCACGAGCGGCGCCACGUGGUGCACUGCCUGGCGUGCGCGCGCCGCGCCGCGCCCAGCCUGGCCGGCUUCCUGUGUCUGGAGGAGCACCACAUGGACGAGCUGGCGCAGGUGUACGACGCGUUCACGCUGCACCGGCCGGCGCCGGCGGCGGCGCACGCGGCGGCGGGCGUGCCGGUGGCGGUGCCGGACUGAGCGCGCCGGGCCCCGCGCGGUCAAUGCUCGGGACUGCAGGCGGCGCGCCCCGCGUGGCGGCCGAGCCGGGUGACGACGGCGUACCUGUAUUUAUUUCGUGUGCGAGUGUAUGAUAGUUUCGGUUUAUGACCAGGUAUUUUUAUACGACGUUUAGUUUCUGUGCGUCCGGAGGUCGAUGUAAACGAAGAUUAUCUCGAGCCACACUUGUACUCGAUCGGCACUUCACAUUUUAGACAGUAUUAGAAGCUAGCUAAUUCCGACGAUUAUAUAGGUAAUUUUUGACGACGCACGAAGGUGUCAUUGUUGACCAAGUUAUAAUAAAUUGUAACAGAUGCACGUGAUCUAUUUUUACUACGAUGCGCCUGAAUCUAAAAUUGUUGUAUGAUGAUGACUUGAUGAAAUAUUUUUGGUGAUAAAUGUAAUUUUGUAAUACGGAAUCUUAUACAGUUUACACGCUCCUCGAUCACUUUUGUAAUUGUGCGAGAUAUUUGAUAUAUGAAGUCAAUUGUAUCGGCGACGACUAGCCGGUGUAGUAGAACGUACGUAUAAUGUUAUCGGCGGCUGGGGCGGCCUCGACUCGUACCAUGAUAACGUAGAGUAGCGACUAGAGUGCUAGCUAGGAAUGCAAUGUGCGCAGGAACAGAAGGUCGCCCGCGAAGGUGUCAAGUGCUCACGUGUUCACCAUCGUAUAUAAAUGUCUUAUUUUUGUAUAGAAGCGUAUUUAUUUAUUUUUAUCGUACAGUGACCUUAGUUUGAUUUUUUAGACAGUCUUAGCAAAUAGUAGUAUUAAGUAUAACUGCACGUAAGGAGAGCCUACGUUUUAGUAGGGUCUGGAGAAUAGUGCUGCGAUGUCCCAAAGAAUGUUAUAAUGUACUUGAGUAGGCAAAUGGAAAUUGUAUGAUCAAUUUAUUGAUAUUAUUGUCGACAUUUCUUGAAUAUAUCUGACAUAUUUGGGAUCUGACAUUAAAACAAAUAUUUUAUUUUAGCAAGUUGACUUUAUUAUUUGAUGAAAUUGGACUGUAUUAAAGUAAGCAUAAUUAAAAUGUUGUUUCUUGGAUUGAUGUAAAGUAGGAUGGAUUAGGCAUGUAAGCUCGGGUUGGCAGUAAAGUAGGACAACUCGCGUCUGACACUUGCUUGUUUGUUGUUUAUCUUGAAGGUUUAUUGAUGUUUUUGUGGCGUUUCAUGUUGAUGAUUAAUUUUUAAGUGUCAGAAGCGAGUAUGGUGUAGAGAAUAUGGAAGUGUUGGUCGGAUUAUGUAUAGCGAUGCCGAAAUAUUUAUAAGUAAUAAUAAUAACAUCACUGCCAUGUAUGACCUUACUGUUUAUACUGUAAAUUACAUUUUUAAUAAAGAAGUUUAAGUAAGA
This is a messenger RNA of Spodoptera litura, 4738 nucleotides long. RefSeq names its product Utx histone demethylase (gene Utx). Gene Ontology annotation, biological process: regulation of gene expression. The record is from RefSeq and is a predicted model, not a curated record. NCBI's taxonomy places the organism in Eukaryota, Metazoa, Arthropoda, Insecta, Lepidoptera, Noctuidae. Gene Ontology annotation, molecular function: RNA polymerase II cis-regulatory region sequence-specific DNA binding; histone H3K27me2/H3K27me3 demethylase activity; protein binding. Gene Ontology annotation, cellular component: MLL3/4 complex.